Biomphalaria glabrata is the source of this 5576-nucleotide messenger RNA. RefSeq names its product sialin-like. Gene Ontology annotation, molecular function: transmembrane transporter activity. The coding region runs from base 431 to 1957 and encodes 508 amino acids. Gene Ontology annotation, biological process: transmembrane transport; monoatomic anion transport. NCBI's taxonomy places the organism in Eukaryota, Metazoa, Mollusca, Gastropoda, Planorbidae. The record is from RefSeq and is a predicted model, not a curated record. The transcript is spliced from 12 exons.
GACUGGCUGUCAAAGCAAAACUGUGUUUUCUCAAUGUUGCAUCAUCUCGCAUCAGCAUGGCUUCCCAGUCAUCAUCGCGAUCACUUGUGUCUAGACCACGGUGACAUGUAGAUCGAGAGAAUGUGGUUUAAUUGUUUAACAUAAAACAGAAGAAAAUGUUUCAAGAAGUUUGAUCGUAACUACAGCAGAUAGAUCUAGUAGAAUCGUAUUGCUCGGUGACCUACUGACCUACAUCACAACAAAGUGUGUUGUCUUUGUUUAUACACAUCUUGGCAAGUGCAGCGUAUUCGACUAAGUUCCUGGUUGUUCCCUUGUAUACAUCCGCCGAUGUCUCUGCAGGCUGGAUUGAAUAUUGACUGCGAUCUGGCCUGGAUAAAGUUGUCAGUGUCAUAGAAGAGACCAGAAAACAAUUCUCAUCCGUUUCACGUCCAUGGCUAAAGAAAGCUUUGACCUGAAAGAUGAUGUCAAGGUCAAGUCUGCUAACUCAGACAAUGUUCCAUUCUGGUUCUCGUCAAGGCUUGGGCUUGCUUUCAUUGGCUUUCUGGGCUUCAUCAACGUGUAUGCAGUCCGUGUGAACCUGAGUGUGGCCAUAGUUUGCAUGGUGAACCAGAGCAGGACUGACUCCAACAACACUGAACAGUCCUCCGAAUGCGGUGCUGGCGCUUACAGAAACGAGACGAGUGAUCAGAGCCCUUUGGGCGGCUAUCUUGAUUGGGAUAAAACCACCCAGGGGACCAUUCUUGGUUCGUUCUUUUGGGGCUAUCUGAUUGGUCAAGUGCCGGCAGGAUGGAUAGCCACCAAGUUCGGCGGCAAGUGGGUGUACGCUGUCACCAUGCUGGUGUCCUCUGUGGCGACUGUCCUGACCCCACUGAUGUCCAACUUCAGCUACAUUGCUCUUAUCGUGGUUCGUGUGGUACUCGGUGUGGCUACGGGCAUGACAUUUCCAGCCAUGCAUACCAUAUGGGGGAGGUGGGCGCCACCACUGGAACGGACUAAGCUUAUAACAUUUACCUAUGCUGGUGCUCAAGUUGGUAUAGUUCUGACUUUCCCUCUCUCUGGAAUGUUGUGUAAAUAUGGAUUCGCUGAAGGAUGGCCUUCUAUCUUCUAUGUGACAGGUAUUGCUUGUUUUAUUUGGAGCAUUGCAUGGAUAUUGCUAGUCAGUGAUGAUCCAAGCAAGCACAAGAGAAUCUCCAAGAUAGAGCGAGACUACAUCAUUUCAUCUCUCAAAAACAGCAAAGUUUCUAAUUCAGGGACACUGAAAGUACCCUGGCUGAGGAUAUUCACUUCAAUGCCAGUAUGGGCUAUUGUGGUGGCAAACAUUACAUCAGACUGGGGAGCCUAUACAUUACUGACCAACAUACCAACAUACAUUAAUGAAGUUUUGAAAUUUGAUAUAACUUCUAAUGGACUAGUAUCUGCCCUACCCUACAUCAUGUUUUGGCUGGUGAUCAACAUUGGUGGCUGGUUAGCUGAUUUGAUCAGAAAGAAGGAACUCUUAUCAACUGGAAUAACAAGAAAAGUAUUUACUGCUGUGGGUAAAAUAGCCCCUGCUGUAAUGCUAAUUGCACUGGGCUAUGUGGAUUGUUCACAGCCAGCUGUAGCAGUAGGACUUUUGGUCUUUGCUGUUUCCUUGACUGGCAUUCAAUACAGUGGGUUUUUGGUCAACCAUGUGGACAUUGCCCCAGCUUUUGCUGGCAUUUUGUUUGGAAUCAGCAACUCUUUGGCUGCAGUGACUGGGUUUAUAUCUCCAGUCAUUGUUGGGGUCAUAACAGAAGAGAGGCAGACGCGACUAGAAUGGCAAAUAGUGUUCUACAUUGCUGCUGCUAUCUAUAUUUUUGGUGCCAUAUUUUUUGUUAUCUUUGCCUCUGGAGAACUGCAGUCUUGGUCAGCUGAAAAGGAAAAAGAUGAAGAAGUGGCAUUAAAAGACAAUAAGGAAUCAUUAAAUCAAGAUAUUUGAUUUACUCAAGAAUAGUGCUAAGGAAUCAUUAAAUCCUGAUAAUCAAUUCACUACCGGUAUAGGACAAUGCUAAGGAAUUAUGAUUGAAUUCUGACAUUUCAUUCACUGAAGGAGUAUAUUCAACAAUUUAUUUGAACAAUAUAUCUAAGUAGUAAGACUUUGAAAAGAACUAGAUUGUAUUUAAAUUUGAAUAAUCUCUUUGAAAGCUAACACAGUAUAAUGAUAUUACAUGAUUUAUUUGUUGAAAAAAAUAUCCACAAAAUCUUUUUAUUUAGAAGUAUAUUAUUAGGUGGCAAUUUUGUAAAUUAUUUAAAAAAAAAACAACAUUAUUUAAGACUAGUGUAUAAAAUAAAAGAAUUUUUUUGAUAUUAAAGAGAUUAAAAAGUUUUUAGUUUUAUUCUUAAAAAAAAUAGUUAUUCUUAUAGUUUCAUCUGCGUAAUUUUUAAACAUUUUUGUUUUUACAAUAAAUACCAAUAGAUUACCAAAGUUGUAUAAAGUAAAUUUAUGUUAGUUGAAUAAUAACAUAAAACCCAUUUCUUUGGAAGCAAAAACUAUUUUUUACUUUAGAAAAUGACAUUUGGACAAUUAAGAUUAUAUAUAUUUAUAUAUAUAUAUAUAUAUAUAUAUAUAUAUAUAUAUAUAUAUAUAUAUAUAUAUAUACACAUACAUAUAUGUAUAUAUUUAUGUAUAUAUAUAUGUAUAUAUAUAUAUAACAUAAAGUAUUUAGAUUAAAGUUAAUACACAUUUUAACUUUGAAACAUACUUUUUUCUGUCCUUUGCUUAUCAUCAUGUUAGUGGCAUAUAUUAGUGAAAGACUGAUGUGUGUCUACAGUAGUUAUAGAAAAAAAAAUGGUCCAGGAAUCAAUUUCCACGCUACUUGUUAUGAUAAGAAAAUAAAAUCAAUUACAAGAAUUAUAUUUAAAAAUGGUUAAUGGAUAUAAACAUAAAAUUCAAAUUGAAUCAAUAAUAAUAUUUUGCUACAAAAUAUUUUCUAAUGUGUCAUUUUUAAAAACAUUUAGAAUACAAAAAAUAUACCAACAAAUAGAUAUUUUUAUAAUUUGAUAUAUCAUUUAUUCAGUUAAUAAAAAAAUUAUUUUGUCAUGAUAUGACAUAAUGAAUUCUUCCAAAGUUGAACAUUUUUAGGCUAUUCAAAACACAAAGAAAGUACAUUUGAAAUGACCUUUUCUAUCAUUUAAAUGAAAUAUUUAUGUUAUUGACUUGUUUUUAUUAGUUAUAUGAUAUCUGUGUUGAUCAUUUUAACUUUCUCUGUAAAUUAAAAUAUUAUUACAUUUGGCAUUAUGAGAAGAAUUUGAUGAGUAUUGAAUAAUGCUAAACUUAUUGUAAACUUUUGUUUUCAAUUCAUUUUGUUUUUUGACUACAUUAAACAAAAUAUAACAUGAAAGAAAUUAGAUUGCCCUAAAUUUUUUAAAUUCAUACUGACAUUCCCAUAAACGAAGGAAUUUUAUAAUUAUAUUUCAUGCAAUACUGAUUUCUUUGCCCUAUGAGUUGUAUUUUUAAGUAAAUUUACACUCCAUUGUAACUGUUAUAUUGCUUGUCUUUUUUUUCUUUCUUUAAAAGUUGCCCUACGCCAUUUUUGUCUUGUAAAUUUUAAUUUAAAACCAUUUUACUCUAAUGUACUAUUAUUGAAGUUUGAAAAAAGGUUCAUGGAAGUUUCAACAAUUGAAGUCACAUUUGUUACAUAGUGAGAAUUUCUUUAAAAAGAAUCAUGUCAGUAGUUGAAUUUCCUAGUAUGACUUUACAUACAUAUAUGAUAUACAUUUUACUGGCAACAAACUGACAGAAGGAUUGGAUUGAGACCCAAUGCUAUUAGAGAUAUGGGGCCCUUUGUAGAGCAAUGUUUCUUUGGCUCAUUCUUUCAAAUGAUUGAAAUUAUUGCUUUAACAAUUUUUUGGGUGCCCUCAACCUAAACUGUAGCUUGUGUUGACUAUGAUAAAUCCAGCACUGGAUGAUAGGGUAGAUCUGUUUACAGAUCUGUAUGCAAACAAAAUGAAUGGCUGCCUGGUUGUGCGGUUUGUGCGCUGGACUGUUGUUUGGAUUUAUUGAUGGUCUUGGGUUUAAACCCUGCCCGCUCUCAUCCACCUUUGUACUGCGAGAGGUUUGGACUAGGAAGUAAACUAUCUUCAACUCUGAAGGAACAUCUGAAACAUACAACAUUUUACAAAACAUUUUUACAAACAAUUUGUGUGUGAUAAAGACAUUGCACUUGUUCAGCAUUUUCCUUUUUCAGCCAUAUUUACUUUAUUAUUUGAAUCUUUUAGUACUAGAACAAGAUAUAGUUGAACAAUUUCUGACAUUUUUUGAUUAGAAUACUUCUUUACAAUGCUUUAUAUUUAUAUGAACAAGAUAAUUGUUUGUAACUAAAUGGUCCAGUUAUUAAAGAAGUUGGAGCCAUUUUUGUGAUAACUUGUUAAUGACAUUGCUUUUGACAAACAUUUGACUGAGAGUUAUUUUAAUAUGGGCCUACAGGUUUGUAGUGAUGAUGUACAUUUCUGUUUGUGUGUAUAUUUAAGGCUGUACUGUCUCAUCCUUUAAGAUGUCAACAAAGUUUCAACCAAAUCACAUCUAGAAAAUAAACCUGGACUGGAAUCUACUUUGAGUAAUAUGAAACAUAUGACUAGAUUGAUUUACUUUGUUUAAGAUAUUUUUUUUUGGGGGGGGGGUAUAGAGAGAAGUGAAAUUAUAAUAGAAGUUCCAACAAACCAAUAAGAUGAUCAAAUUUACAGAAAGAUUUAUUCUAUAAGUUGAGCUUCAAAUAUUGGUAUUUUAUGAAGAAUACACUGUCUUGAAAUUAAUUACAUUUUUUCCUUAUACAUUUUAGAAUAAAAAAAAAUAAUUAUAAGAUCUUUAUAUUGUUUUUAGUCUUUUACAUUGUUUUAUUUAUUUUAUGUUUAAAAUUACAUGAUUUUUUUUAUUGAGCAGGCAGAUAUUUGUUUUAAGCUUUAGGUUGGGGAAGUUGUUGACAUAUUGUACAAAUAUACGAGUCCAUAUCCUUUUUAUUUUCCCCCAAUUACUUGUAAUAGCUUUUACCUUUUUACCCGUUAAGCAUUUUAGAAACUGCAAUUUAUGUUUACUUUGUACUGUCACAUAGAAUUUGGUAAAGGAAGGUUGGCAGACUUUCCUCUGACCUCAGUGUACAAGAUAAUGGAGCCUGCUUUGACUAUAAUAUGUCCACUUUGUGUGAAUUACUGAGUGGCUUAAGUUGAAGUUCUAACACAUUCAUUCCAUGGAUCAAAUUCAUUCUUAUCUAGAAAUGCUGAAGACGAACACAAGCAGUGUAUAUUAUUGACCUAUCUCCUGUAAAUACUCUCGUGUUGGCUGGGGGCCUCUGCUGGGGAGUACAUAGCUUGGUUCUUUUAGUUCUAAAUAGUCAUGAAUAGUUUUGGGUCACGUGCUAUGUUUGAUUUGACAAGUUGAUGUAAUGCAUUCUGUCUUUAUAAAUGUUGCUUACCAUGUUUUUUGGUUGUGUUACAGUGUGUGUGCAUUUUUGCCAAGCUUAAAUGAGUUAAGUUGUAUUCGUGUAAAUGUAUUUUAAAAUUACUUUUUCAUGUGUUCGGUAUUUUUGUUUUUCAGGACAUGAUUAAAAGAAAGUGUAAUAAUA